AUGGCGUUCCUUCCAAAGAAGGAAGAAGAGCAGGACCAAGUGCUUCCGUCAGAUGAGUGCACUAGAUUAGUCGUGGUAGACGGCAGUCGGGUCAUUACGCACUAUGUCUACAAGAGUCAGCUCUGCAAGAAAGCCCCCGUGUUUAUUCAACUUGCCGAGAUGCCGGCCGUCAAGUUCCACGGAUGGCGCCUCGAGACUGUGCAGAGCUUUGUCACCUGGUUGGAGACUGGCGCUAUUGAGGUCAGAGGCCUGACCAACGGCCGCAUUGAUGUCGAGGAGGCGCUCAAGUUCGAUUUGUGCGCCAAUAUCCCAAAGUAUAACAUGGGAGCUGAAGGUCAAGAUUCAGAUGGUGCCCCUGCCGACAUCGCUCCGUGGUAUACCAUGUUCUCAGGGGACCCAAUAGCUCACACUCUGGGUCGGGUCUUGGAUCUCUACAUCUUCGCCCUCCAGGGAAACAUCACGACCCUCAUCAAUGCUUGCGUGCUUGCCUGGCAGCGCCUUCUGUGCGCACCACACAAUGUCGUGUUGUACUCACCACUCAUCAACGCAGUCCUCCGACGCGCCAAGUGGGAUGGCCCUCUAAACAGGUUCCUGAUUGACUGGACCGCGUUCAUCAUGCACGACGGUGAAUGGGAACAGGCCAAACUCGUCUCGCUCCCCGGAGUGGCCAUUGCCGAGAUCUUGCGUCGUGUCCUCCAACGCGCCAACUACGGUGUCAACACCCCGCAUGGUCUUCCUGAUCCAAAUUUGGAUUGGUGCCGUUACCAUGACCACUCUGAGAUUAAGGAUCGACUGCUUUGCAUGGCCUCACGUACGGAAGAUUGGGACAUACGACAAGGCACCCGUGGUAGCGAUCCCACGCGCACGUCAGAGUCUCUGGAAUCCAAGACUCCUAAUUCCCUGCUAUCUGACGGUGUAUCUAUGAUUCAGCCUAAGAUGGAAGAUACGCAGUAG
This is a messenger RNA of Pestalotiopsis fici W106-1, 954 nucleotides long. RefSeq lists its product as uncharacterized. Lineage: Eukaryota; Fungi; Ascomycota; Sordariomycetes; Amphisphaeriales; Sporocadaceae. The transcript is spliced from 3 exons. The coding region runs from base 1 to 954 and encodes 317 amino acids. The record is from RefSeq and is a predicted model, not a curated record.